This is a messenger RNA of Fonsecaea multimorphosa CBS 102226, 1362 nucleotides long. RefSeq lists its product as uncharacterized. Bases 1 to 1362 code for a protein of 453 amino acids. The transcript has 5 exons. The record is from RefSeq and is a predicted model, not a curated record. Lineage: Eukaryota; Fungi; Ascomycota; Eurotiomycetes; Chaetothyriales; Herpotrichiellaceae.
AUGUCCCUGCCAACUCUUCAAAAGGAUUCUUCCCAUCAACAAGAUUCUUCCUCUUCGCAACUCCCCACAAAAAGCUCUUUCUCUUCUCCUUUGAUCCGUCUCCUUGAGUCUGAUGAAAAACCAGCCGCCAUCAAAACCAGAGACGAUUUACUGCCGUACUUCUACGUCUGGCCACCUCUGAAGAAGGCUUGGUACCACGACACUGCCAUGGAAAAGGCUAAAGCAGUCACACCAGAUCGAAUACCAGUCUCUCCCGAUUCGACAUCUGGACCAGGAAAAACACCCCCACCUCUCGAGAAAUUCCGCGGAGUGACUGCAACGAAGAGUGGCUCUGCAGAGCUGUCUCAUCGCCAAAAAGCAGGGAGGCCGCAGGGCAAGUUCAACAACACUCUUCCCGAAGAUGAAAGAGUCAGGCUGACACCGGAGCAGGCUUUGCGCAAAUUGAUGAUGCCCGGUCUGGCAGCAGCGCAGGUGACAGUUCCAAGGGCGGGUGUCAGUCCUCCCACCGCAACCUUGUCCGGCUUUCGCAUUGCCUACAACAAUGUCGACGCCGUCAUUACAUGCGCGCACUUCAUAGAUUGGCCCAAGAAGCAAGAGGAUUUCGACGACGUUGCUCGACAUUACAACGUCACUUUGGGUAGUCAAGGGGGCGUGGCCACCCAAGCUGCGCUUACUGAUGCUUUGGGCGUUGAGCCAGGCACGUAUAUUAUACAGAUGAGUGUCCCGAUGCAUUCCCAAUUCGCGCUGCAGCUCAUUGCCGUCCAUCGUCCAUGGGAUCUUGCGGUCUUUCGCAUUGUCGAGAAGCCUGAGGAUGACGACCCAGAGCACGCCAUCAAACCCCCACAGCUAGCCUUUUUUCGUGACCAAGAUCUUGGUGCACUUGGUCGACCUGAUCUAUUGUGGUCUGUUGGGUACAACCUGAACUGCUCCGAGGAAGGGUUGCAGAGUAAUUGGAAAAUGUACUGGUCACGACAGUCGCUCGAGGUGCAAGCCAAGAUCCAUAGGGAAUACGGCUUGAAUGCCAUAACCAAGCCAUCCACGGACUUCUUGAAGCCAAACCAGCGAACCGUGUGCUUUGGGACACUCGAUGAAGCAUCACUACGCCGCAUCAACAGAGCAGACUACCGGGUGGAUAUCAAUCUCAGCGCUUGGUACGGACGCUCAGGCUCCAUGGUCUGUUACUGUCCUACUGGGGAGAAGUCUGUUCGCAUCUGCGGUCUUGUGGCUGGGGGAACUCCCGACAGCGAUCAAAACUACAUGGUUCUUUUCACUGAUGAGAUGAAGGACUGGUUUGCUAAUGCGCUGGGGCCUCACGAUGAGUCAGACUUCCACCAACGCUUCGUCAUGUCGCUCGGGCCCUGA